UUUUCUUUCAAUUUGACUGAGCGACACUUCCCCCCACCCGGCAGCUUGCUAGACCCGGUUUAAGUGCUCCUCUGAAUCAGGAGAAGCUGGGGGAGAGAAAUGGCCUCCCCCUCCUUUUCUUCCAGGGUCCUUUGGGGGGUCUUGCUCCUUGCGCUGCUCUCUCUGGCUCAGGCAGGCAGAAAUUUCUGGCUGUUCCGCCAGCAGGUCCUGAAGCAGCGAGAGCAGCAUGCGAUGGAGGAGGCGUAUCUUCGCCUGAGACAGCUGCCUCGGUUCCUGGUCCCAGGGAUGUGGAACGCUCCCCUCGAGAGCUUCAUCCGUCAGCCCCUGGACCACUUCAACCGGCAGGAACAGCGCACCUACAACCAGAGAUUUUGGAUUAACCAGGAAUUUUGGCGACGCCCCGACGGACCGGUCUUCCUCUUCAUUGGGGGCGAGUCUGCCUUGUCGGUGUACGAUGUGCUGGCAGGACACCACGUGGAGCUGGCCCAGAAGUACGGAGCUUUGGUGGUGGCCCUCGAACACCGUUUCUAUGGGGCCAGCAUCAACCCUGAUGGGCUGCAAGAUCACAACCUUCAGUUCCUGUCCAGCCAGCAAGCCUUGUCUGACCUGGCCUCCUUCCACCACUUCAUCACCCAGAAAUUCAGCCUGACAUCCAACAACACCUGGAUUUGCUUCGGAGGCUCCUAUCCUGGCUCCCUGUCUGCCUGGUUCAGACUCAAGUUUCCCCACCUGGUCUUUGCUGCUGUCGCUUCUUCUGCCCCUGUCAGAGCCCAGCUGGAUUUCACAGGCUACCUUAUGGUUGUUGCCGCAAGUCUGUCCAAUCCAGUUGUCGGUGGUUCCAAAGAGUGCCUGGAGGCCGUGGCUGAUGGCUUCUCUGCAGUGGACACCCUGGUGCACGAUGGGGCCCUGGCCAAGCUGGCGAAGGACUUCCGCUCCUGUCAGGAGUUGGAGGGCUCUGGCGACUGCGUGCAGCUGGUGUCCAACCUGGCCGACAUCUUUAUGCUGGCUGUGCAGUACAACAACGAAUACAUGCCGUGGAGCACCAUCGCCAACUUUUGCCGUGUCAUGACCAACAACAAGACUGGCUCGGCCUACCAGAGACUUAUGGCUGCCAACAACGUGUACUUGGACGGCAUGAACAUGACAUGCAUGGAGAAUAAUCACACAGAGGCCCUGCAGGAGCUGCGCAACACAUUCAUCUCCACGUCGGGCGUGGGCAUCAGGCAAUGGUACUUCCAGACAUGUACAGAGUUCGGAUACUACCAAACCUGCGAUGAUCCUGCCUGCCGCUUCUCCCGCUUCAUGAACCUGACGACUGAGCUUGAAACCUGCCGAGAGGUCUUCGGCAUCCCCUCUCAGGCUGUCCAGGAGGCUGUGUCCUUCACCAAUGACUACUAUGGGGCUGAUCGCCCCAAAGCCAGCCGCGUCCUCUUCGUGAACGGCGACAUUGAUCCUUGGCAUGCCCUGAGUGUCCUCAAGAACCAGUCCCGCUCUGAACGGGCUAUUUUAAUCAACGGCACUGCCCACUGCGCUGACAUGUCGACACCCAACCCCCGGGACCCACUGCCCCUUGUCCAUGCCAAAGAGCAAAUCUCCUUGCAAGUUGAUGAGUGGCUGAAGUUGGCGAGAAAGAUAAAUCAAGGCAGCUGAGGGGCCAAAUGAGAAGAUGCUUCGCCAGCCCAAACCACUGUCGCCUCUCCUUGCAGAAAGACUGCUUGCUCCUGCCUUGUCUUAGAGACUCGCAAAACAUCUUUGCAUCACCUGGAAAAUAACUACGUGGCAGAAAUAUCUGUGGGGUUGUUAUUGG
Messenger RNA from Zootoca vivipara (common lizard), 1807 nucleotides. It is a transcript of the gene PRSS16, whose product is annotated as serine protease 16. Gene Ontology annotation, molecular function: serine-type exopeptidase activity; dipeptidyl-peptidase activity. The record is from RefSeq and is a predicted model, not a curated record. Gene Ontology annotation, biological process: proteolysis. Gene Ontology annotation, cellular component: endosome; lysosome. Lineage: Eukaryota; Metazoa; Chordata; Lepidosauria; Squamata; Lacertidae.